Messenger RNA from Xylona heveae TC161, 1971 nucleotides. Its product is annotated as nucleolar GTP-binding protein. The record is from RefSeq and is a predicted model, not a curated record. Gene Ontology annotation, biological process: ribosomal large subunit biogenesis. Gene Ontology annotation, molecular function: GTPase activity; GTP binding; RNA binding. Lineage: Eukaryota; Fungi; Ascomycota; Xylonomycetes; Xylonales; Xylonaceae. Gene Ontology annotation, cellular component: nucleolus. The coding region runs from base 1 to 1971 and encodes 656 amino acids. The transcript has 5 exons.
AUGAACUUAAAAACGUGGAAAGACAUCCCUCCGGUGCCAUCGAACGCCGAAUUCUUGGACAUUGUCCUCAGCCGGACUCAGCGUCGGCUGCCUACCCAGAUUCGAUCGGGGUUUAAAAUAAGUCGUAUCAGGAACUUCUACACCCGAAAAGUCAAGUUUACUCAAGAGACCUUCUGUGAGAAGCUCUCCUUGAUUCUUGAAGGAUUCCCUCGUCUUCAGGACAUUCAUCCUUUCCACAAGGAUCUCCUGAACACCCUUUAUGACGCCGACCACUUCCGCAUUGCUCUUGGGCAAUUAUCUACUGCAAAGCAUCUCAUUGAGACCAUCUCUAGAGAUUAUGUCCGCCUUAUCAAAUAUGCGCAGUCCCUUUUCCAGUGCAAACAGCUUAAGCGUGCCGCUCUGGGUCGUAUGGCAACGCUUUGCAAACGCUUGAAGGACCCUUUGCUCUAUCUCGAGCAAGUGCGACAACAUCUUGGCCGUCUUCCUGCUAUUGACCCCAACACGCGAACUCUGCUCAUUUGUGGAUACCCAAACGUGGGAAAGUCUAGUUUCUUGAAGAGUGUCACCAGAGCCGACGUCGACGUCCAGCCAUACGCUUUCACCACUAAGAGUCUUUUCGUCGGCCAUUUCGACUACAAAUACCUUCGCUUUCAAGCCAUUGAUACCCCCGGAAUCCUUGACCAUCCCCUUGAGGAGAUGAACACGAUCGAAAUGCAGUCGAUCACAGCCAUUGCGCAUCUGCGAUCCGCAAUUCUUUACUUCAUGGAUCUUUCUGAACAGUGUGGUUACUCUGUGUCUGCUCAGAUCCAACUUUUCAACAGCAUCAAGCCUCUGUUUGCUAACAAGCUCGUUUUUGUCGUUAUCAAUAAAAUUGAUGUCACUCGUCCAGAGGACCUCGAACCCGAGCUGCAGCAAGAACUCCAAGCACUGCUCAAGCCUGGGGAUGUCGAGCUCUUACAACUUUCUUGCACCACAGCUGAGGGAGUGAUGGAUGUCCGAAAUGCCGUCUGUGACCGCCUCAUUGCCGAUCGUGUGUCUCAGAAGCUGAAGUCAGGCGCCAACACUUCUGGUGCUAUCGGAGGAAGGCUCGGUGAUGUUUUGGCUCGUAUCCAUGUCGCACAGCCUCUGGGCGGAGUGCAGCGUGAGACUUUUGUUCCUGAUGCGAUCAAGGGCUUGACGAAGUACGACAAGAAUGAUCCCGACCGCCCCAGACUCGAGCGGGAUAUCGAGGAGGAGGAAGGUGGUGCUGGUGUCUACAACAUCGACCUCAAGAAGAAAUACAUGCUUGAGAACGAUGAGUGGAAGCACGAUACUGUCCCCGAGGUGUUCGAAGGCAAGAACGUCUAUGACUUUGUCGACCCCGAGAUUGAGGCCAGGCUUGCGGCGCUUGAGGAGGAGGAAGAGAAGCUUGAGGCGGAUGGCUUCUACAAUUCCGAGGAGGAAAUUGAGGACGUUGAGGAUGCUGAUAUCCGCACCAAGGCUGAGCUUAUUCGCGAAAAACGACAACUGAUUCGAAAUGAAGCCAAAAUGCGGAAAUCGCUCAAGAACCGGGCCGUCAUUCCCCGCAGCGCCAAGAGCAAAAAGCUGUCCGAAAUGGAGGACCACUUGGACUCUCUUGGAUUGGACACAUCUGGUCUGUCUGCUCGUGCACGAUCUCAGUCUCGCGGUCGUAGUGCAGUUCGCAGCUCAGGCGAUGGUGAUACGGACAUGAUGGAUAUGGACGCUCCCGCCAGCGGCCGCGAUGCAGCUCUCCUGCGUGCCAAGAGCCGAGCUCGUAGCCAGACGAACCGGAGAGAGGACGGUGUGACAGACGAGACGGCCCGUAGCAAGGCCGAAAGAUUGGCCAAACUCGGUCAAAAGAAGAUGAACCGUAUGGCUCGGGCUGGUGAGGCCGAUCGCCACCAGACUGUCUCUCUGCCCAAGCACUUGUUCGCUGGCAAGCGUGGUAUGGGCAAGACCCAGCGUCGUUAA